UAUAAAUUCCCCCCCGGUCCAUAAACAUUUCAUCAGACAAAUUUGUACAUCUUGCCUCUCUGUGUUCUCUUCCACAGAACCAGACAUUAUGAGACUUCUUCUCCUUCUUCUUCCUCUUCUUCUUCCUCUUCUUCCUCUUCUAUUCCUUCUCCCCUUCUCAGAUGGGGGAGGCCUCAUAGAGCAGACCUGCAAGCUCACCCCCUUCCCGGACCUCUGCCUCUCCGCCCUUCACUCGAGCCCCGGCAGCUCUUCCACUGACCUACACGGCCUUGCCGGGAUCAUGGCCAAUUCAGUCCUCCAGAACGCGAACCAGACCCUGGACCAGAUCCAGCAGCUGCUCGACCGGUCCCCUGCCGACCCCGAGACCGAGCAUUCCCUGGCCUACUGCGCGGAGCUGUACAUUCCGGUGGUAAAGUACAACCUUCCCCAGGCUAUCGACGCACUGAGCAAAGGGAGGCUCGGGUUCGCAGCCUAUGCGAUCAAUGACGCCGUGAACGAGGCUCAGGAAUGCGAGAAGAAGCUCUCUGGGGGCUCGGAAAGUUUGUCGCAGGUGAGCGAUAGGAAUAAGAUAGUCACGAAUAUGGCGGCAGUGGCACUGGCUAUCAUCAAAGUGUUGCAGAAGGGUUUUUGAUGAUUGAUGAUUCACAAUAUGAAUGUAAUAGUAAUUCUUACGAUUAUCUCUCAUUGAUCUUGAUACUGUAAAUAUCUAAUAAUAAUGUGUGUGUGUCUCUCUCUCUUUCCCGUUCGAUAUCGACAUGAUUUCCGAAAAUACACCAUUUCUAGUUC
Messenger RNA from Punica granatum (pomegranate), 786 nucleotides. NCBI's taxonomy places the organism in Eukaryota, Viridiplantae, Streptophyta, Magnoliopsida, Myrtales, Lythraceae. The record is from RefSeq and is a predicted model, not a curated record.